AUGAUUCGUCGUCGACUAUUACUCGGCCACCCGGCCAGGUUGGGGCUCGCCUGGAAAGCCAAUUCAGCCGAUUUGGUCCUUCCAGCGAGGUCUUAUUUCAGAGGCACCACAGUGUCAAAGCUCCCCCGAGCCUUUUCUACCACUACGUCAUCGCGCCUUCGUGACUUCUUUCCCCAAACAGAGACGAAAUUGAUCCGGAAGACGCCGUCAGCCUGGCCGCACAAGGGAUGGACCGACGAGCAGAUGUUGAGUGUGCAGGUCGGCCACCGCGAGCCGAACAACGUUGGGGACUGGAUCGCCUGGAGGCUGAUUCGGCUUGCGCGCUGGUUCAUGGACAAGGCAACAGGGUUGAGCACCAACCAGCAAGUUGAUAAGAAGAACCCGACGACAGCGGUGCUGGCCGAAAAGCCACUCACUGAGGCUCAGUGGCUCGUGCGAUUUGUCUUCCUAGAGAGUAUCGCUGGAGUCCCAGGUAUGGUGGCAGGCAUGCUUCGUCACCUCCAUAGCCUCCGCCGCAUGAAGCGUGACCAAGGCUGGAUCGAGACCUUGCUCGAGGAGAGCUUCAACGAACGGAUGCACCUGCUGACCUUCUUGAAGAUGUGUGAGCCUGGAUGGUUCAUGAGACUCAUGAUCCUGGGAGCACAGGGCGUCUUCUUCAAUAGCAUGUUCCUAUCGUACCUCGUAUCUCCGCGUAUCUGUCAUCGCUUCGUGGGCUACCUCGAGGAAGAGGCUGUUCACACGUAUACGCGCUGCAUCCGCGAGAUGGAGCUGGGGGCCACUCCUAAGUGGAAUGACCCCAAUUUCCGCAUCCCAGACAUUGCGGUUGAGUAUUGGAACAUACCGGAGGGGAAGCGCACGAUGAAGAACCUUUUGUUGUACAUUCGGGCAGAUGAGGCGGUUCACCGAGGCGUUAACCACACGCUUAGCAACUUGAAUCAAAAAGAGGAUCCCAAUCCGUUUGUCAGCAUCUAUAAAGAUGGAGGCAAGCCUGAGGCGGCUUCGAAGACCGUUGGCUUCGAGCGAUCCGAGGUCAUUUGA
Molecule: messenger RNA, 1038 nt
Organism: Scedosporium apiospermum
Lineage: Eukaryota; Fungi; Ascomycota; Sordariomycetes; Microascales; Microascaceae
Product: Alternative oxidase, mitochondrial
Exons: 3
Coding region: 1-1038 (345 amino acids)
Biological process (GO): alternative respiration
Cellular component (GO): mitochondrion
Molecular function (GO): alternative oxidase activity
Source: RefSeq, a predicted model, not a curated record